CCUCCCUUUGCUGGCAGGGCUGGAGAGAGAGAGAGAGAGGAGACACGGGGCUUCCACCAUGAGGCAACCAGCUUUCGCCCUUCUGCUGUGCUUCCCCACAGCUGCCACGUUGAGCCUGCUGCGCUGGUGCACAGUCUCUGACCAAGAGUUGGCCAAGUGUAGUGACAUGAGCAAGGCCUUCUCCAGGGCAAACCUCUUCCCUGAAAUGGCCUGCGUCAAUGGUGGCUCCGUAAUCAACUGCACCUCUAUGAUUACUAGGAAUUUGGCUGACGCAGCCACCGUGGACGGGGGCAUCCUUUACCAGGCUGGGAAGGAACACGGUCUGAAACCAGUCGUGGCUGAGGCCUAUGGUCAAGAUGUUGGUACUUCCUACUACGCAGUGGCUGUGGUGAAGGCCAGUUCCAACCUGACCAUCAACCAGCUGAGAGGGGCCAAGACUUGUCAUACAGGGAUCAACAGAACAGCUGGCUGGAACAUCCCGGUGGGCCUCCUCCUUGAUAGUGGCCGAAUGCCCAUGAUGGGUUGCAGUGUCACCAAAGCCGUCAGUGACUAUUUCAAGGCCAGCUGUGUCCCUGGAGCAACUGCCGUUGGGGACCCUGCAUCCCUCUGCGAACUCUGCAAAGGAGACUCUGCCGGGCAGAGCAAGUGUGAGCUGAGCCCCAAGGAGGAAUAUUAUGACUACCUGGGUGCCUUCAGGUGCCUGGCGGAUGGGUCAGGAGAGGUUGCCUUUGUCAAGCACACCACAGUGAUCGAAGCCAAGGAUGGCCAAGCUCAGCCUUCCUGGACCUUGGAGGACUUCCAGCUGCUCUGCCGGGACGGGAGCCAGGCAGCAGUCAGCGCGUGGCGGACCUGUCACCUGGCACGGGUCCCCGCUCAUGCCGUGAUCACCCGGCAGGAUGUGGAAGGCAGCCUCAUCUUUGACAUGCUAGAUCAAGGACAGCAAAGGUAUAAUGGUGGAAACUCCAGCUUCCAGAUGUUUCACUCAACAGCCUAUGGAGGGAAAAAUCUUCUCUUUAAAGACUCUACUGCAAAGCUGAUUCCCAUUAUGGAACAGACCUACCAGGCCUGGUUGGGAGAUGAAUAUCUGCAUGCCAUGCGAGGCUUGGAUUGCGAUCCUAAAAGGUUGCCAGAAUUCCUACGCUGGUGCGUCUUGUCCACCGAGGAAAUCUGGAAAUGCAGCAAGAUGGCCACCGCCUUUAAGAGCCAGAAUCUGAAGCCAGAAAUCCAGUGUGUUUCAGCCCAGAGUCCAGAGCAAUGCAUGGAACGCAUUCAGAAAAGGGACAUUGAUGCUGUGGUUCUGUCUGGAAAGGAUGUUUACGUAGCCGGGAAGGCGUAUGGCCUGGUGCCUGCUGCUGCAGAACACUAUGCAGACGGAGAUACCGUGAGCACCUACUAUGCGGUGGCAGUGGUGAAGCGAGCAACGUCUGAUGUCUUCACCAUCCAUGAUCUACAGCAGAAAAGGUCCUGCCACACCGGCUAUGGGCGGAUGGCCGGCUGGAACAUACCCAUCGGCCUGCUGCUGCGAAAGGGCUUCAUUCAGCCCCAGGAAUGCAACCUUCUCAAAGCGGUGAGUGGCUUCUUCUCCGCCAGCUGCAUUCCAACAGCCGAGCAGGAGUGCUACCCGGCCAACCUGUGUGAACUCUGCAUUGGUGACAGCCAGGGGAAUUUCAGGUGCAACGCCAGCAGCCAGGAGACCUAUUAUGGCUACACAGGAGCCUUCAGAUGCUUAGCAGAGGGUCAUGGUGAUGUGGCUUUUGUCAAGCAUAGUUCGGUCUUUGAAAACACUGAUGGGCACAAUACUGAUACCUGGGCCUCAAAGCUUCGGUCUGGUGAUUUCCAGCUCUUGUGCCCAAAUGGUGCCCGUGCUGAAGUUGACCAGUUUUCUGGCUGUCAUUGGGGCCAAGUGCCUCCUCGUGCCGUUAUGGUCCACCCAGACACCAAUGCCUUGGUUGUGUAUGGACUUCUGGAUAAGGCUCAGGAUUUCUUUGGCGAUGACAACAACCCGAAUGGAUUUAAAAUGUUCAGUUCAUCAGAAUUCCAAAAGCAGGAUUUAAUCUUCAAGGAUUCCACAGUUAAAAUUGUGCCAGUGGGAGAGAGAAGAACAUUUGAGUCCUGGCUGGGGCAGCCGUUCCUGGACUCUUUAGAAGGUCUGCAAUCUCUCCAGUGCUCAGGAGCUGUAACAAAGUCUCUGAAUGUGAUUCUCCUCCUGACAACAAUUCUGACUCUUGCCAUAAUUUCUACUUCAUGAGCAACAUGCAGGUGCAACAAUACAAAAUGCAACCAAAAGAGUUAAAAGUUUAGGCAAUCCUCAUGGACUCAAUCAAUAAUAGCGGAAUAUUCAGUUUUCCUCCCUGGCAUUCUAAACGUGAAUUGAUAAGCCAGAUUUUUAACCAUGAUGUAUUGAGCAAAUCAGUGACCUUCUUCUCAGCACAGAAUGCUUGAGAUAACGGAUCUGGACAUCAUAUAAAAUCAAGAAUACUAAAGCCAGAUUGUGUGUUAGCAGGUGCGAAUCAGAGCCUUCUCUAAGUUGCCUUUUCAUUCCAACCGUCUCUCUUGGGACUCUGGGGUGCUCCUUUUCUGGACUGUGCCGAUACGGUCGUACUCACAUCUACUGGCCUGCUUGGAAAGAUUCAUUACAGCAGGCAACUCGCUUUGCUCUGGAACACAACAAUUGACGUACAUGUCAAAUGACAGGAGAUUCUUGUUAUGGACUAGAAAGCGUGGAAAGUACCAAGACCAAAUAGACAAGCAUGGAUGAUCUUCCUACCAUUUCUGCUUUGGCAACACCUGCGGCACCCCCAAAGACAAAAGGGUGGGAAAUGCUCCCCCCACAGCCGCAGGAUCCAACUUCAACAGGUAAAACAGCCUGAUUGCAAGACUGUCCUCCACCGAGACAUAAGACCCUGUUUUGGAUAUGG
Pseudonaja textilis is the source of this 2918-nucleotide messenger RNA. It is a transcript of the gene MELTF, whose product is annotated as melanotransferrin. Gene Ontology annotation, cellular component: recycling endosome; plasma membrane; extracellular region. The record is from RefSeq and is a predicted model, not a curated record. Gene Ontology annotation, biological process: iron ion transport. Lineage: Eukaryota; Metazoa; Chordata; Lepidosauria; Squamata; Elapidae.